AUGAAUGCCGAUUCCUUUGAGAAGUGGUUUAGGGGGGUCUUGCCAAAACUAAAACCAAAUUCCGUAGUAGUGAUGGAUAAUGCCCCCUACCACUCCAGGAAACUAGAAUCGCUGCCUAAAAUGUCUUGGACUAAACCUAGAAUACUAGAGUGGCUAACGAGCAAAAAUAUUUCAUUCGAAGCAACAAUGGUUAAAGCUACUCUUAUAGACAUUGUACGGCAGCACAAGCAAGAACAUUGCGAUAAGUAUGUUGUGGACGAGAUGGCAGCGCAGCAUGGGAUAAUUGUUUUACGUCUGCCCCCAUACCACUGUGAGCUCAAUCCCAUUGAGUUGGUAUGGGCGCAGGCUAAAGGAUAUGUUGCAAGAAAUAACAAAACCUUCAAAAUGACAGAAGUAAAAAAACUUUUUGAAGAAGGACUUCAACAUAUCACACCUGAAAAAUGGAAUAGCUGCGUGUCUCAUAUAAUUAAAAAAGAAGACAAAAUGUAUGGUCUCGACCACAUGAUUGACAAUGUUACUGACAGAUUUUUAAUUAAUGUCACCGAAAGCGAUAGUGAUGAUUUUUUAUCUGAUAAUGAAUAA
This is a messenger RNA of Parnassius mnemosyne (clouded apollo), 582 nucleotides long. The record is from the annotation of a GenBank genome assembly. NCBI's taxonomy places the organism in Eukaryota, Metazoa, Arthropoda, Insecta, Lepidoptera, Papilionidae.